GAGACCGAAUACUGCAUAUCAGUCUUGUUUUGAUAGACCAUAAGGAUAGCAACCAUGUCUCGCGUUAUUUUCGCUCUUCUUGUCCUCGUGGCGGUCGCUUCUGCUCUACCAUCAAACAGACAAUGUAAUGAAAACGAACAAUUCACGACUUGUGGUUCAGCUUGCGAGCCUGCUUGUGGUGUUAGACAAAGUGAAAUUUGUACUUUGCAAUGCAUAAUCGGCUGUCAAUGUAAAGAAGGAUUCCUCAGACAAGCUAAUACCGGUGCAUGUGUUAGUCCUCAAAAUUGUUAAAUGAAACAAAAAGGUUUUAUUGGUGUAGGAGUAGUACUAUGUACGCUGUUAACUAUCAAAAUKAAUUAAUUUUACGCUUAAAUCUUUGCCGU
This is a messenger RNA of Polistes dominula (European paper wasp), 383 nucleotides long. RefSeq names its product chymotrypsin inhibitor. Lineage: Eukaryota; Metazoa; Arthropoda; Insecta; Hymenoptera; Vespidae. The record is from RefSeq and is a predicted model, not a curated record.